AUGGGUCAAACGGAGCGGACGUUCUGGCAGAAGCAUUUCACGGCGCGGAAGUUGAUUUUCUACCUCGCUUUCCAUGGACUUCAUUGGGCGCUUUUUGCCGUUGGAUGGUGGAAGCAGCAAAGUGAUGCCCGUCUCGCGGGGUUGAACACGCUCACGUACUCGGUGUGGUUCUCGCGAGGAGCCGGGUUGGUUCUGUCGGUCGAUACGAUGAUCAUUCUGUUACCCAUGUGUCGGACGAUCCUCCGAUACGUUCGACCGAAAAUUCGAUGGCUUCCGCUAGAUGAAUCGCAAUGGUUCCAUCGGCAGGUGGCCUAUCAGCUGCUGUGGUGGACGAUGGUUCAUGUCGCCAGUCAUUACGUCAACUUCAUCAACGUAGAGAAGGCGCAGCUCCGCCCGGAACUGGCGCUGCAGAUUCAUUAUACCCAGGCGGGUGGGAUUACCGGGCAUAUCAUGCUGCUGUGCAUGCUCUUGAUGUACACUACCGCUCAUCACCGGGUACGACAGCAGUCGUAUGAGACGUUUUGGUAUGCGCAUCACCUCUUCAUCCCGUUCCUCCUGGGCAUGUAUACGCAUGCGACCGGAUGCUUCGUGCGUGACACGACGGAUCCUUAUAGCCCGUUUGCUGGUGCCAAUUUCUGGAAUCAUUGCAUUGGAUACGAGGGCUGGCGAUGGGAGUUAGUCGGGGGCGGUUUAUACCUGCUCGAGCGGAUCUACCGUGAAAUCCGCGCCCGGCAAGCGACGGAGAUCGUUAAGGUCGUCAAGCAUCCAUACGACGCCGUCGAGAUCCAAUUCCGCAAACCCUCGAUGCACUACAAACCCGGCCAAUGGCUCUUCCUCAACUGCCCUUCCAUCUCCUACUACCAAUGGCACCCCUUCACCAUCACCAGCUGCCCCGUCGACCCCUCCGGCAUGUAUGAAGUGGCCCUCCAAGCCGGGCAGACGAUGCCGCAGAUCCGCAUCGACGGCCCGUACGGCGCGCCCGCCGAGGACGUGUUCUCCAACGAGAUCGCCGUGCUCAUCGGCACCGGCAUCGGCGUCACCCCAUGGGCGUCAAUCCUCAAGAACAUCUACCACCUCCGCCAGGGCCCCAACCCGCCGCGCCGCCUCCGCCGCGUCGAGUUCAUCUGGGUGUGCAAGGACACCGCGUCCUUCGAGUGGUUCCAGGCGCUGCUCUCCAGCCUCGAGGCGCAGAGCAUGGGCGCCGCGGGCGACGGGCAGGACGACUUCCUGCGCAUCCAUACGUACCUGACGCAGCGGCUGGACGUGGACGCGGCGCAGAAUAUCGUGCUGAACAGCGUGGGGCAGGCGAAAGAUCCGCUGACGGAGCUGCGGAGUCGGACGAACUUUGGGCGGCCGGACUUUCCGCGCUUGUUGACGGGGCUAAGGGAUGGGAUUGUGGAGGGGAGUUAUAUGCGGGAUUUGGGGGGGAGGGGGCUCGAGGCGACGUUAAGGACAGAGGUGGGGGUGUAUUUCUGCGGGCCGAGCGUGGCGGCGAGGGAUAUCAAGCGGGCGUGUCAGGAGGCGGAUUGUCGGGAGGUGAAGUUUAAGUUUUGGAAGGAACAUUUCUAG
Molecule: messenger RNA, 1569 nt
Organism: Eremomyces bilateralis CBS 781.70
Lineage: Eukaryota; Fungi; Ascomycota; Dothideomycetes; Eremomycetales; Eremomycetaceae
Product: dual oxidase 1 precursor
Exons: 4
Coding region: 1-1569 (522 amino acids)
Biological process (GO): superoxide anion generation; defense response
Cellular component (GO): NADPH oxidase complex; plasma membrane
Molecular function (GO): superoxide-generating NAD(P)H oxidase activity
Source: RefSeq, a predicted model, not a curated record